CUUGCAUCUUCUGGACAAGCAGUGUAACACAUGCCACAUAUCCUGUCAUAUGCUUUUCCAUUCUAUUGUAUGGUCAUUAAAAAAACAACAUAACUAGUCUUAUGUUCUUGUAUCACUACAGGAUGUUACAGGAAUUGGUGUCAUUUGAAGACAUAGCUGUGGACUUCACCUGGCAAGAGUGGCAGGACCUGGAUGUUGUUCAGCGAAACCUCUAUAGGGAUGUGAUGCUGGAGAACUACACCAGCCUGAUGUCGUUGGGGAACUGUCUGACCAAACCUGAUUUGAUCUUCAAGUUGGAGAAUGGACUUGCACCAUGGACUCUAAAAGAAGACUCAAUUCAGAUGUUUCCAGAAUUAAAAAGUGAGCAGAAAAUGUACUGGACAAAGACUGAUUUUAAACAAUCCCAGAACGAUUUUUAUCACAAGGUACAUCACACUUGUCAUCAAGGAACAAUUAGAGGUGAGAAGUUGUAUGAAUGUGGGACGACAACCUUGAAUUCCAAGUCAAAGCUCAGUAAGCAUCAAAGUACUCAUACAGGUGAGAUACCAGAUGAAUGUGGGCAAACUUUCAUCUCCAGGUCACAUCUCACUGUGCAUCAGAGAGCAUACACAAGUGAAAAGCCUAAUCAGUAUAAUGCAUGUGGGAGAGCUUUUCUUGCAAUGUCAGAUCUUAAAAAACGUCAGAAAAUUCCUGCAGUUGAGAAGCCAUAUGGGAAAGUCUUCAUCUUCCAGUCAGAUAUUACUGUGCAUCAGAGAACUAACCUAGGUCAAAAGUCAUUUGAAUGUACUGAAUGUGGGAAAGCUUUCCUUACCAAGUCAGCUCUUAAUAACCAUCAGAGAAUUCACACACGUGCAAAGCCAUAUGAAUGUAUUGAAUGUGGGAAAGCUUUCAUCUACAAGUCACAGCUCACUAUGCAUCAGAGGACUCACACAGGUGAAAAGCCAUAUGAAUGUACUGCAUGUGGGAAAGCUUUUAUUUCCAAGUCAGAUCUUAAUAAACAUCAGAGAACUCACACAGGUGAAAAGCCAUAUGAAUGUACUUCUUGUGUGAAAUCGUAUAUCUCCAAGUCACUUCUCACUAUACAUCAGAGAACUCACUCUGGAGAAAAGCCAUAUAAAUGUACUGCAUGUGGGAAAGCUUUCAUUUCCAAGUCAGAUCUUAAUAAGCAUCAGAGAACUCACACAGGUGAAAAGCCAUAUGAAUGUACUGAAUGUGGUAAAGCUUUUAUCUCCAAGUCACAGCUCACUAUGCAUCAAAGAACUCAUACAGGUGAAAAGCCAUACAAAUGCACUGCAUGUGGAAAAGCCUAUAUCUCCAAGUCAAUUCUCACUAUACAUCAGAGAACUCACACAGGUGAAAAGCCAUAUGCAUGCACUGAAUGUAGCAAAGCAUUUAUCUCCAAGGCACAACUCACUAUACAUCAGAAAACUCACACAGGUGAGAAGCCAUAUAAAUGCACUGAAUGUCAGAAAGCUUUUAUGUCCAAGUCACAACUCACUAAACAUCAGAGAAUUCACAUAGGUGAAAAGCCAUAUGAAUGUACUGCAUGUGGCAAAGCUUUCAUAACCAAGUCAUAUCUUAAUAAACAUCACAGAAACCACACAGGUGAAAAGCCAUAUAAAUGUGCUGAAUGUGGUAAAGGUUUCAUUUACAAAAUACAUCUCACUAUCCAUCAGAGAACUCAUACAGGUGAGAAGCCAUAUGAAUGUAUUGAAUGUGGCAAAGGCUUCAUCCGCAAGUCAUUUCUCACUAUACAUCAGAGAACUCACACAGGUGAAAAGCCAUAUGAAUGUAAUAAGUGUGGGAAAGCUUUUAAUGUUAAGUCAAAUCUUAACCAACAUAAGAGAAGACACAAGUGAAAAGUUACAUGAACAUGUUGCGUGUAGGAAAGCUUUCAGGUUUGAAAUCACA
Messenger RNA from Jaculus jaculus (lesser Egyptian jerboa), 1911 nucleotides. RefSeq names its product zinc finger protein 420-like. NCBI's taxonomy places the organism in Eukaryota, Metazoa, Chordata, Mammalia, Rodentia, Dipodidae. The record is from RefSeq and is a predicted model, not a curated record. Gene Ontology annotation, biological process: regulation of DNA-templated transcription. Bases 102 to 1859 code for a protein of 585 amino acids. The transcript is spliced from 4 exons.